GAAGAAGAAGAAGAAGAAGAAGAAAGAGGGGGUUUUAAAGAAAAGUUUAUCAUGAUGAAGUUGCUGUACUUGUGUGUGUUGGAUGUCAAGCCUUGAUACUCUCGCUCAUCUCUCGGUGGUCUUAAACUGAUCUUCUUAUGAAACAUGUCUUUAACAGCGACAUGCAGCAGGUCAGUUAUGUUUAUCAGACGAAAUACGUUUUAUCUGAGAAGGACCGGCCUGCCCUUUUCAACUAACGUUAGUCCGGCUGAUAAAGCGAGAGCGGGGUCCCACAAACGAUGGACAAGACGUCAGAGGAAAUCAGCCUGGACUGACGGCCUCUCCUGGGAGGAGAGGCUGGCUGAUGCGGUCACCCCUCUCUGGAGGCUGAGCUAUGAGGAGCAGCUGGAGCUGAAACAAAACAAUCAGCAGAAAAUCCUGUCUGAACUCUCAGGGUCCCUUUCAGCUGAUCUCAGGUCAGAUUUCACAGCACCUGCCACAGCUAAACCAAAUUUCCCUGUCCUGUCUGUGCUACCUUCCCCAGUCAGGGAUGGCUAUCGCAACAAAUCCACAUUUUCUGUCAACAGAGGAGUGGACGGGAAUCCAAAAACAGUUGGAUUGUACGUGGGUACGGGCAGGCAGGGGAACAUUGUCUGUGUGAACGCAGAUCACCUGCUCAACAUGCCGGAGAAGCACAAACUGGUAGCCAGAUGUUACCAGGACUUCAUCCGCCUCUCCUCUCUGGACCCCUGCUUGCUAUUUCACACUGGGGGCCACUGGAGAGAGAUCACGGUGAGGACCAAUGCGCAAGGACACACCAUGGCUAUAGUGUACUUCCACCCACAGAAGCUGACCGCAGAGGAGGUGGCUGUCCAUAAAGAGGAGCUGGUGGAGUAUUUCACACGGGGUCCUGGAUCAGCCUGUCAGCUAGACUCCCUGUUCUUCCAGGAGAGCACCAUGACUCGCUGCACACAUGAGGAAUCCCCCUACCAGCUUCUGCAUGGUCAGCCACACAUAUAUGAGGAGGUGCUGGGCUUCAAGUUCCGCAUUUCUGCUGAUGCCUUUUUCCAGGUGAACCAGGCAGCUGCUCAGGUGCUGUAUAACACUGUCAGAGACCUGUGUGUCCCAGUCACCGAGGAAGGAGCGUCACAAUCGAAAACUAGAGGUACUCUGCUAGAUGUGUGCUGCGGCACAGGCGCCAUUGGCAUCAUCGCAUCUCCCAGAGUAGACAGGGUUAUCGGUAUUGAGCUCGUAGAGCAGGCAGUGAGAGACGCCACGCACAACGCAGCUCUCAAUAAUGUAGAAAACUGUGAGUUUCUCCCCGGUAAGGCAGAGGUGGUACUUCCUGCUCUUAUGACUCAGUUGAGCUUCGGAGCUGGAGUCCUUACAGCUGUGGUGAACCCGUCUCGAGCCGGCCUCCACCCCAGAGUGGUCAGAGCAUUGAGAAAGCAAGCCGCCAUCCACAGACUGGUCUACGUUUCCUGUAAACCGGACGGAGAGGCUAUGAGGAACUUCAGGGAGCUUUGUUGUGCUCCUGACCAAGAAAAGAAGCUCGCAGGACAGGCUUUUUCUCCCACUCUGGCUGUGCCUGUGGACAUGUUCCCACAUACUCCUCAUUGUGAACUGCUGCUUCUGUUUGAGAGGUAGCACGUGCAUUUUUUGCUUGCACUACCUGUCUUAACCAGCCUGAAUGGAGCUAAUUAAAACUGUACUGACUUUUAGAUGAUGACAGAUGAACUUGUAGUCACAGACAGGUUUCUUUUUUUGUGUUUCUUUGUACGUUUUCAGAAAUCUGGUGAUAUAAAGAUGCUUUGAAUUGUUUAUUUUUGAAAUAAAAACAUCAUUGUGUUUGCUCA
Molecule: messenger RNA, 1835 nt
Organism: Girardinichthys multiradiatus
Lineage: Eukaryota; Metazoa; Chordata; Actinopteri; Cyprinodontiformes; Goodeidae
Gene: trmt2b
Product: tRNA methyltransferase 2 homolog B
Exons: 2
Coding region: 145-1626 (493 amino acids)
Biological process (GO): RNA processing
Molecular function (GO): tRNA (uracil(54)-C5)-methyltransferase activity, S-adenosyl methionine-dependent
Source: RefSeq, a predicted model, not a curated record